This is a messenger RNA of Helobdella robusta, 543 nucleotides long. RefSeq lists its product as hypothetical. The record is from RefSeq and is a predicted model, not a curated record. Gene Ontology annotation, biological process: RNA polymerase II preinitiation complex assembly; DNA-templated transcription initiation. Bases 1 to 543 code for a protein of 180 amino acids. Gene Ontology annotation, molecular function: transcription coactivator activity; RNA polymerase II general transcription initiation factor activity; protein heterodimerization activity. Lineage: Eukaryota; Metazoa; Annelida; Clitellata; Rhynchobdellida; Glossiphoniidae. Gene Ontology annotation, cellular component: SAGA complex; transcription factor TFIID complex. The transcript is spliced from 5 exons.
AUGACUUCAAACAAGACAGUUUCAAGAGAUUUUCAAAUGAUGAUGAAUAUCAUGAAAGACAUGGGCAUCACUGAUUACGAACCUGGGGUUGUUAAUCAACUAGUUGAGUUUACUUACCGUUAUGUCACGGAAAUGCUUGAUGAUGCCAAAAUGUUUGCUAAUCACUUUGGCAAAAAGAGCGUAGACAGUGAUGAUUUGAGGAUAGCUGCUCAGAUGAAACUGGAAACUUCACUGACAAACCCUCCCCCAAGAGAAUUGCUGCUAGAGCUGGCGAGAACAAAGAAUUCAAUUCCUCUUCCUCCAGUCAAGCCAUUCAGUGGCCCCAAACUUCCUCAAGACAGAUACUGCUUGACUAAUCCUAAUUAUCAGCUUGUCGCUGUUAAAAGAACUUUUGUAAAUAAAAAUAACCCCAACUUGCCAAAGUUCAAUACAACAUCGCUGAAUGCACAGAACAACAUGACAGCGUCAUUUUCAUUGCUGAGCAAUGCAAACCAGCCUUCAGCAUUCAAGAGGAAAAGAGAAGACGAUGAAUAUGGCAUUUGA